Messenger RNA from Phytomonas sp. EM1, 1215 nucleotides. The record is from the annotation of a GenBank genome assembly. NCBI's taxonomy places the organism in Eukaryota, Euglenozoa, Kinetoplastea, Trypanosomatida, Trypanosomatidae.
AUGCAGAUCCGACGCUGCUUCGGCUUUCCCGACCGCCGGUUGUUGAUUCACGACUCCGGGAAGCUGCAGUUUCUCGCCCUGGCGUUAAAAGAGCUCCGCCGGGAGGGUCAUCGGAUGCUGCUUUUCACCCAGUUUGUGCAGAUGUUGAACAUUUUGGAGCGCUUUUUGGGGCUGAUCGGGAUCGCGUACCUCCGGCUCGACGGCGCCACCCCGGUGGCGCGACGGCAGGAGAUCGUGGAUCGGUUUAACACCGACGACCGCCUCACCUGCAUGAUUCUUUCCACCCGUUCGGGCGGGAUCGGGCUCAACCUCACGGGCGCCGAUACCGUGAUCUUCUACGACAGCGAUUGGAACCCGACGAUGGACCUCCAGGCGCAGGAUCGCUGCCAUCGCAUCGGGCAAACGAAGCCCGUCACGAUCUACCGCCUCGUGAGCGAGCACACUGUCGAGGAGAGCAUCCUGCAAAAGGCGCGGGAGCGGAAAAAGCUGAACAACGUCGUCAUCCGCGGCGGGCAAUUCCACGCCAUCGUCGACGUGACGACGGAGUACGACGACAGCGCGGCGGCCUUCGCCGCGCUCUCCGACCCCGUCAAUCUACGGCAUUUCUUCCACGACCUUGACGAGGACGCGGUGGUGCCGGUCGAGCCGAUUCAACCCGCCGCUGCCGCGUCUGCUUCGCCUGGGGCGCUCUCCACGGCGGAUAUUUUGCGCGAAAUGGGGAAUGUCGAGGACGACGAGGAUCGCGAGGCGCAGAUGCAGCUGGAGCGCGAGCUUCGCCAACGACGCGACGACGAGGCCGCCGAGGUUGGGGAUCCGGAGGAGGAGGGAAACGAACGAGGCGGCGCCGGCGCCGGCGGCGGUGAGGGGGGGGGCUCCCCGAUUGCAGACGAUUCCGCCACGUCGUUCAAUCCGAGCGAACAAGACGAACUCCUCCGCGCGCUGUUCUCGGAACCCCCGGAGGAAGGAUUCUACCACGGAUCAUCCCUUCUUCGCGAACCCCAUCUCCAGCGGGCGCUCCGCAAACGUCGUCGGGAGUUGCUGUCAAAGACGGCGCGGACGCCGUUGGAUAAAUUUUUAACCGUCCGCUACGGGGAGUUUUGCGAGGAAGACGCCCGCGCGCGGUACGACGCGCUUUGCGUUUCUUAUCAAGAUCAGCUCGGUGAUGUGAGCAACAACGAGGAGUUACCCCACUUUAGAACAAAAAUUGAUCUUUGA